UAAGUGGCUUGUCUGUAAGAUGCGCUCUCUUCAUCUCUGAAUCGUUGGAAGGAAGAAGAAAUAAAGAAAAAGAUGAGGAUCAAACAGCAGUUGCUCUUGAUUUUUAUCAUUUGUGCUGCUCCUUUAGUUACCGGCUGGUCUCCCAAUGGUGGACAAAGAAGGACCAAAGAGAACUCGACUCCGGGAUGGUCGUCUGGCUCCAAGGCCUGGAAUUCGGAUCUUUACCCCAUGUGGAAGGUUGGAGACUCCAGGUGGCAAGACUGUUGGAAAGGAGGACCAAUUUCAGUUGAAGUUAACAACGACGCUCCCACCUUAACUGGCGCUAAAUCAACCUUCUACAUUAACUUGAAAUUCCCCAGGAAUCAAACUAUUCGAUCUGACGGACAAAUUGUCUGGGCUGAAAACUGUACUCUGAACGGUACCCACGUACAUGCUGGAGAACAAGUAUAUCCAAAUGAUACUCUGCAGUAUGAAGACGAGAUGUUUCCAGAUGGGAAACCCUUUCCCAGGAUCUCGAGGAAGAAAGGAUCCAAAUUUAUCUUUGUGUGGCAAGCACUGGGCAAGUAUUGGCAGGUGAUGGGUGGUCCCACCUCUCUGCUGACUAUCGACACAGCAGAUAUCCCAUUGGGUUCCUUUACCAUGGAGGUAGCGGUGUACCAUUGUCGCGGACGUGAUAAAUUUAUUCCCAUUGGAAAAGCCACUUCGAGGUUUACAAUCACAGAUCAGAUUCCAUUCUCCGUUGAGAUUUCCCAGAUCAGUGAUCUCAAUGAUGCAGACACCAGCUUCAUACAGAACCGGGCUAUCCUAUUUGGAAUUAAACUCCAUGAUCCAAGCCAAUAUUUAAACAAUGCUGACGUCAGCUUCACUUGGGAUUUUGGAGAUGGCAGUGGCAUUCUCAUCUCCCGGGUCCACACAGUGACACACAUCUACCUCGCAACAGGAGUUUUCAAACCGCAAGUAGACAUACAGGCCGCCAUACCAUCGACUGUGUGCAGCACAGCCAAUCCCACAGCCGAGAGUUCAAAUCCGAUGAUCUCAACUAUGAUCUUUGAUUCUACGCCAGCUCUCCCUGUUGUCACCUCUGGACUGACUGUAUCUCCUGUAUCUAGCCAGCCAACUGAAGGGGAGGUUUCUACAGGAAAUGCAGCUCCUUCUCAACCACCAAGCAUUGAACCUAUAACUAUAUCUUCUCCAGUGUCUGAUUCCCCUGCACCAGCAUCUCAGCAGGAUCCAACCAUACUCCCCUCUGUCACUGGGGGCCCUGUUCCAAAUCCUCCUUCCACCAUCAAUCCUCUUGCCCCCGAUGAAACUUUAAAUGCAGCCCUUGCUGUUUCAGAACCAGCUACAAUUGUAGCAAGCUCUGCUACUGGUGACGCUAUAAAUGCAGCAACUGCGGCCUCAGAACUGGUUCUAAAUGCGGCAAACCCCACCACUGACGAAGCUAUGAAUGCGGCAACUGCGGCCCCAGAACCGGCUCUAAAUGCAGCAACCCCCUCCGUUGAUGAAGCUAUAAAUGCGGCAACUGCAGCCCCAGCACAAGCUGCAAGUGCAGCAACCCUGGUCACUGAUGAACUCUUAAAUGCGGCAGGCACAGUUUCAGAGCAAGCUAUAAACGCGGCAACGACUGACGCAGUCAUAAACGCAGCAAUCUCUGAUGAAGCUAUCAUUGCAGCAACCUCCACCACCGGCGAAGCUAUAAAUGUGGAAAACACUGCCUCGGAACAACCAACCGUUGAACUUGCCACGAUGAUGAUUCAAGAGAGUGAGCCAACUGCCGCAGGCACUGACGAGGGCUUGGUGCUGGUGAAACGACAGGCUCUCCAGGAACCGACAGAUAAUUGCUUAUUUUUCCGCUACGGCACCUUCAUCACCACCAUCAACACCAUCCAGAGCAUCGAAAGUGUGGAAAUUGUGCAAAUAUCAAAUGUGGCGCCAGGUUCUGUGUCGGAGGUGCAGCAAAAUGCUGUGGAUUUCACGGUGACCUGUCAGGGAAGCUUUCCAAGUGAGAUUUGUACUGUCGUCUUGGAUGCAGACUGUAUAAAUCCUCAGCAAACUGACUGCAGUGAAGUGGUGCCUGCUGAUGAAUGCCAGCUUAUCCUUCGCCAGUUCUUCAACUCCUCCGGAACGUAUUGUGUAAACGUUUCCAUGACCAAUGCCGUCAGCUUGGCUGUUGCCAGCGCCCAUGUUAACGUGAACCCAACUGCAGGUGGGACGACAAAUACCACUGAGGUACUAGUACUGGUUGGGAUGUUGCUCAGUGUUAGCAUCAUUGGAGUUGUGGCCAUUAUCUACAGGAAGUACAAGGAAUAUGCUCCGCUGAACCAGAAUCGCUCCAGGGUCAAUUCCGAGUUGAUUCCAGACAGAGCUUUGGUGAACAUUUUCCUGAGAAAUAUGUUCAGCCGACAACGGAGUGGGGUGGGUGAGAACAGCCCUCUGCUGCACAGGUGUGUCGUCUAAGACAAUGCACACGGGUUAAUAAAGCCCACACAUGUAACCAAUAAAAUGUAAUCCAAGCAUCAUUCCACCUGUGUGUUUUUCUUUCCAUGCAUGAGAGAAAAAGAUAUAAACACCGUGAUAAUUAAAUAAAAUAA
Molecule: messenger RNA, 2591 nt
Organism: Leucoraja erinaceus (little skate)
Lineage: Eukaryota; Metazoa; Chordata; Chondrichthyes; Rajiformes; Rajidae
Gene: pmela
Product: premelanosome protein a
Exons: 12
Coding region: 73-2457 (794 amino acids)
Biological process (GO): melanosome organization
Cellular component (GO): melanosome
Source: RefSeq, a predicted model, not a curated record